CCACCCUCGUCCAUGCAAACGGACUCAACCCUGCUGUUACAAACAUUUUGACUGCUCUGUGUAAGAAGAGGGACUACUCGGCACACUUUGUGUGCUUUUUUUGAGAAUAUUUGAGGAGUUUUUGGUGCAAUUGUUACAUGUUCUGAAACUAUUUAGUCCCGGAACCCGCGCAUCCCUACCCCAGUGACACCCGCUUUCUUCAUCUAACCACUGCACGGAAGACUGGUGACUGUCGGACAGUCAUGCUGUAGAAGUCUGCAAGUGAGAGACCGGCGUGGGAUUAAAAUCUGCGGUCCGCGUGAGUGGGACCAUGCACGGACAACACAACAAAGGGCUGAAGAACCUGAGGCUGCUGCUUCUGUGCCUCUCCGUUGCCGUCCUCGCCUCAGGAGCGCACGCAGGUGUGAAGAAGCACAGUGGCCCCUGUGGAGGAAGAGACUGCAGCGGAGGCUGUCAAUGCUUCCCAGAGAAGGGUGCCAGGGGUCAACCUGGACCACUUGGUCCUCAGGGUCCACAGGGGCCUCCAGGGAGACCAGGUGAUCCAGGCAUCCAGGGACCAAAAGGGCACAAAGGUGAUCGUGGCCGUGAUGGUAACAUGGGUCCUAAAGGAAAUGUGGGAAUGACUGGUGUUCCUGGGUUUUCUGGAAAGGUAUUGAUUCUGUAUGUGAUGGGUUUUGAUUUGAUGAUUGCUCUGCAGGGCCACCCAGGACAACCUGGGCCCAGGGGCAAAACAGGUGCUGACGGCUGUAACGGGACACAGGGAGAACCAGGGUUACCGGGAAACCACGGCUAUACAGGUGCACCUGGUUUUUCUGGAACUCCAGGCAGGAAGGGAGAGAAGGGAGACUCUAUGGUGCUGAAUAUAUACAUGGAGGGUUACAGGGGAGAUCCAGGCACUCCAGGGAUCAACGGAAUAUCCGGGCCUCCAGGACAACCAGGAGUGCAGGGUAAUAUAGGCAUCCCAGGACCAAAGGGUCCCCCAGGGUCCCCCGGCCCCAGAGGGCCAAAGGGCUCUAUGUCCAGAAUAAUUAAGGGAGUCAAGGGAGAGCAGGGAGACAUUGGAGCACAAGGGCCACCAGGAAACCAUACUUACCAGGUUGUUGAGCCCAAACUGGGAGCUCAAGGAGAGAAAGGUCUGAAAGGAGAAAGAGGAGAUCUGGCUGACAACAAAGGAGAAACUGGUGUAACAGGAUUCACUGGACCACGGGGUCCACCUGGUGCAUAUGGGCGUCCUGGACCAAGAGGGGAUCCUGGUGACAGGGGACCAAAUGGCAGAGGUGGGCUCAAGGGGGUUAGAGGUGAACCAGGAGAACUGAUUAAUGAAUCCUGGACCUCAAGGGCUGGUCUUCCUGGUCUGCAUGGUGAACCGGGUCCACAGGGAGAGAGGGGUCCAAUAGGAGAUCAAGGCAUCCCUGGACCCCCUGGACUUUCUGCCUCUGAAACACAGCAACAAGUGUUCGACUUCUUCGGACCAUUUGGUAUAGAAGGGGAUCUAGGAGAGAAGGGCCAACAAGGAGAACGAGGAUUCCCUGCUUUUGGUGAAGCACUCCCAGGCGCGAGAGGCCGUCAAGGGGCCGCAGGUGGUCCAGGACCCAAAAGAACAUGGGGUGACUUCUUCAAGGGUGUUGCAGGCGAGAGAGGAAGGCCCGGCAACGCAGGCUAUAAAGGACCAAAAGGUGAUCAAGGAGAGUGUCAGUGCACUGGGCGGUCCAGACUGGGGCCACCUGGCCCUGCUGGUGACCAAGGUGAUGCUGGGAUGUCUGGGGAGUUUGGUCAGGAGGGUGAUUUAGGGGACCCAGGUCCCCGAGGAAAUGACGGGUUGCCUGGAUUUCCUGGGAUCAGUGGUGUGCCAGGCCCAAAAGGCCAAAAAGGAGACACAAGAAUAAUCACAGAGAAAGGAAGUCGUGGCGAUCCAGGGGAUCCUGGGCAAAGCGGGGAGCCAGGAGCGUCAGGCGCUCCAGGGCCAAACGGUUUGCCUGGUUUUAGGGGGACCCGAGGUCUUCCAGGAGAGGGCCCCUGGGGAGUUCGUGGAGACAAGGGUUUCCCUGGCCUAACUGGUCAACCCGGUGCACCUGGGCUGGCAGGAGAACCAGGUGCAAUCUUUGGGGGUAUCAAAGGCCAACGUGGUUUACCUGGUGAUGACGGUUUCGCAGGCUAUAAUGGAGUUCAAGGAGCACCUGGAAGCCCAGGUGGCUGUAGACCAGCAGGAGAUGGAGGACAGGUGGAUGUAACAGGUCCAUGCAAUCCAGUUCCAGGACCCCCUGGGCCACCUGGACCUCCCGGAGGCAGUGGAUUACCAGGUUCCCCAGGUAAAGCUGGUCUUCCUGGUCUGCAUGGUGAACCGGGUCCACAGGGAGAGAGGGGUCCAAUAGGAGAUCAAGGCAUCCCUGGACCCCCUGGACUUUCUGCCUCUGAAACACAGCAACAAGUGUUCGACUUCUUCGGACCAUUUGGUAUAGAAGGGGAUCUAGGAGAGAAGGGCCAACAAGGAGAACGAGGAUUCCCUGCUUUUGGUGAAGCACUCCCAGGCGCGAGAGGCCGUCCAGGGGCCGCAGGUCCUCCAGGACCCAAAAGAACAUGGGGUGACUUCUUCAAGGGUGUUGCAGGCGAGAGAGGAAGGCCCGGCAACGCAGGCUAUAAAGGACCAAAAGGUGAUCAAGGAGAGUGUCAGUGCACUGGGCGGUCCAGACUGGGGCCACCUGGCCCUGCUGGUGACCAAGGUGAUGCUGGGAUGUCUGGGGAGUUUGGUCAGGAGGGUGAUUUAGGGGACCCAGGUCCCCGAGGAAAUGACGGGUUGCCUGGAUUUCCUGGGAUCAGUGGUGUGCCAGGCCCAAAAGGCCAAAAAGGAGACACAAGAAUAAUCACAGAGAAAGGAAGUCGUGGCGAUCCAGGGGAUCCUGGGCAAAGCGGGGAGCCAGGAGCGUCAGGCGCUCCAGGGCCAAACGGUUUGCCUGGUUUUAGGGGGACCCGAGGUCUUCCAGGAGAGGGCCCCUGGGGAGUUCGUGGAGACAAGGGUUUCCCUGGCCUAACUGGUCAACCCGGUGCACCUGGGCUGGCAGGAGAACCAGGUGCAAUCUUUGGGGGUAUCAAAGGCCAACGUGGUUUACCUGGUGAUGACGGUUUCGCAGGCUAUAAUGGAGUUCAAGGAGCACCUGGAAGCCCAGGUGGCUGUAGACCAGCAGGAGAUGGAGGACAGGUGGAUGUAACAGGUCCAUGCAAUCCAGUUCCAGGACCCCCUGGGCCACCUGGACCUCCCGGAGGCAGUGGAUUACCAGGUUCCCCAGGUCCUAAAGGCCAAAAAGGACAAGAGGGUCCACUUGGAUUACAGGGACAGAAAGGAGAAACAGGAGAUCGAGGCACAGGAGGCCAUCCUGGACCACCAGGUUUUACUGGCCCCCGUGGUGACUUGGGAGUUCCUGGCACCAAAGGUUCAGUAGGAGACCCUGGUGUGCCUGGCGUUUCUGGACAUCACGGGGCACAAGGUGAGAAGGGUGUUCAUGGAGAAAUCUUGGAUGCACUACCUGGACCCUCUGGUGACCCAGGGCUGCCUGGGCGUCAAGGAAAUAAGGGGCUGGAUGGAGAUAAAGGAGAGCAAGGCUAUCAAGGGAUGGUUGGCAUGCCUGGAAUGAUUGGCUUCAAGGGUGAGAGUGGCACUGUAGGUCUGCAGGGGGAGGAAGGGAAGCCUGGACCAGCUGGCAAGUAUGGCUUCCCUGGUGACCCUGGGAGAGCAGGUCCACCUGGGCCACAUGGUGCCACUGGACAGCCAGGUUUCACUGGAGAAAGGGGAACUGAGGGAGACCCAGGUCCUCCAGGUCCAGUCGGCUUAAAAGGGGUCCCAGGUGCAUACGGUGAUGAUGGUGCCUUUGGACAGUUUGGUCCAACGGGUGACCCAGGACAGCGGGGUGCAGGUGGACGCCCAGGACUUCCAGGAGUGAAGGGACAAAAAGGGCAACCUGGCAUGUCAGGUUUUCAGGGGAACAGGGGCGAUCCUGGGGUAAAGGGCUUCAGUGGGCCAAAAGGAAAACCUGGAGAGCCAGGCCAAGUUGGCCCAAAAGGAAUGAAAGGUUAUAGUGGAGAGAAAGGUGAUCGUGGUGUGAGGGGGCCACCUGGGGAGAAGCCUCACAUCCAUCCCCAGAUGAUUAAGGAGAUGAAAGGUAUCAAAGGAGACCCUGGACCUCAAGGAAAUCAAGGAUCUCAAGGGAUGAAAGGUUAUAAGGGUUCUCCCGGUGCGACAGGCAGCCAGGGAAAACAUGGUAAUCCUGGAGAUCCCAGCAAUAAGAAAGGUGAACAAGGAGAUCCAGGUCCACAGGGGCUGCCUGGGAUAAAAGGAAUGCCAGGCGUAACUGGAAAUAGAGGAAUUGUUGGUUUUCAGGGAAUGCCUGGAGACAAGGGAACUAAAGGAGGUCCUGGUGCCUAUGGCGCAUCGGGAGACCCAGGAAAAAAGGGUGCCAAAGGUGAUAGAGGCCCAAUUAUAGACCUUCCAGGAUCUCCUGGAUUGAGAGGAGAGGGUGGUUGUCAAGGAGAGCUAGGCAAUAAAGGACAAGUUGGGGUGACUGGCGACAGGGGUAUACCUGGUGAAGAUGGUAUUGAAGGUAAAAAGGGAGAGUCAGGAAAUUCAGGAACACCAGGAUACUCAGGCUCAGAAGGGCAGAAGGGAACUCCUGGUAACCAAGGUCAAAAAGGCCUUCCUGGAUUUCCUGGACAAGACGGAAAAAAAGGUUUUCCUGGCUUCCCAGGAACCAAAGGCUUCCCUGGCCUGAAGGGUCUUUAUGGAUUAGAUGGACUGAAAGGACAGAAGGGAAGCCCAGGAACACCAGGUGUGGACAUCACUGGACCCACUGGGGAACCAGGAGCCAAAGGAGAGAAGGGAGAUAGCGGUGACACUGACAACCGGCCAGGUGUUAAAGGCACACCGGGUUUGAAAGGCUUCCAGGGAGCUCUAGGUGACCAUGGUCUACCUGGACUACCAGGAUUCCGCGGCCCCAUAGGACCAAAUGCGACUGCAGACAGGCCAGGAUCCAGAGGGGACCCUGGCUCUAUAGGAUCUAGAGGAUACCAAGGUUUCCCUGGACCCAGAGGAUUGCCUGGUGUGGAUGCUCCCCCUGGAGAAAAGGGCAUACCAGGAUCAUUAGGGUCUCCUGGAGUCACUGGUUGGAAAGGAUUAAAGGGAAAUCAAGGGCAAUUUGGAUACCGGGGGCCUAAUGGUGUUUCUGGGAAGAAAGGAGUGAAAGGAGAGCAAGGAGUGAUGGGAGUUCCUGGUACUAUUGGUGUGAAGGGAGAAAGAGGACCAGCUGGCCCAAAGGGAAACACUGGACCCCCGGGUGUUCGUGGGUUCCCAGGUAACCAGGGUCCUCCUCCAGUUCCCAUCAGAUAUCCAGGAGAGAGGGGCCCUUCAGGGCCAAUGGGUAUCCAAGGACCAAAGGGGAUCAUAGGUGAACCAGGGCCACGUGGCCCCCAUGGAGAUGCAGGUUUCAUAGGACCUGCUGGGCAGAAGGGCAUGCCUGGGAUUAGUGGUACACCAGGAAUACCUGGACUCCGUGGAGAUGUUGGACAAAUGGGCCACCCUGGUCUGCAAGGCAUGGAAGGUCAACGUGGCAACACUGGUAUCCCUGGGUUACCAGGUAUGCCUGGCCGCAGUGUCAGUGUGGGUUACUUGCUGGUGAAACACAGCCAAACAGACCAGACGCCCAUGUGCCCUGUGGGCAUGUCUAAACUGUGGGAUGGCUACAGUCUGUUAUACUUCGAGGGACAGGAAAAGGCCCACAACCAGGAUCUUGGCUUGGCUGGCUCCUGCCUCCCACGGGUCAGCACCAUGCCUUUCCUGUACUGCAAUCCUGGAGACAUUUGUUACUAUGCCAGCAGAAAUGAUAAGUCCUACUGGUUGUCAACAACUGCUCCUCUUCCUAUGAUGCCUGUAGAAGAGGCGGAGAUCAAACCAUACAUCAGCCGCUGUUCAGUAUGCGAAGCUCCAUCAGUUGCCAUAGCAGUGCACAGCCAGGAUAUCACCAUUCCACAGUGUCCUGCGGGAUGGCGCAGCCUGUGGAUCGGCUAUUCCUUCCUCAUGCAUACAGCAGCAGGAAAUGAAGGUGGAGGUCAGUCUUUGUCAUCGCCUGGCUCCUGCCUGGAGGACUUCCGCACAACACCAUUCAUUGAGUGUAAUGGGGCCAAAGGCACAUGCCACUACUUUGCUAACAAGAACAGCUUCUGGCUAACCUCCAUAGAUCAGGCGUUCCACACUGAGCCAUCAGCAGAGACUCUCAAAGCAGGUCAGCUCCUGUCACGCAUCAGCCGCUGCCAGGUCUGCAUGAAGAACUUGUGAAAGGUGCUACACAGUUACACUGACAGGAAGACAUUCCACUGACAGUGAUCUAGUAUCGUCUCUCUGUCCAUGUACUAAAUCAAACAAAGUGGAUCUGAAUACUGCCUUAGAUCAAUGUAAGUGGGAAACUUUCUCCCCAAUGACUGUUUGAAGCCUUGAGCUUUUGAGCAAAAUGUCCCACUAUAGUUAAGACAGGAGGAGUCCCAUAAUGAAGCUAACAGUGUUGUGGGUAAAGUAUUUUAUGAUAAAUGUGGAUUGGUGCUUACUGUUUAACUUAUUACCUCAGCUACUAUGAUACAUUAACAAAUCAGAGACCGUACAUUACAGCUGAACCAAAGAUGCCCGUGUGUAUGCACUGCUUCAGUUAAUCAAAAUGGUUUUUAUUGUUUACCGCUGAACAUGAAGCCACUAACACUGCCUCUCAGCCAAUUGAAGAAUAUAUCAGAAGACAAAGAAUGUUAGCUGAUACUAUUUACAUUAUCCUGCUUCUAUGUCAUUGCUCCACCAAAACCUAUUUUUAUGACUUUUCAAGCUGUUAACAUUUUUAUGUAUUAAUCAACUAUUACAUUAUGCAGAAUUCAUAUUUUCAAAGAAUGCACUGAUUCUCUUUGUAAUUAUACCGGCUGAAUGAACUUGACCCCCAUUCCUAAGAGUUUUAAAUAUAUAUCUUAUACUACUCGUCUCAUCCAUGUUCCUUUACAAAUCUACUAAUUAUUGAACUGCCCUGAGCUGCCAACAGGACAGAAUGUAAACAACCAGAAUCAAAGGUCUGAUACAAACCCUCGCUGAGGUCACUGCCCCUGGGUUAGAUUCUUUUACACAAUUUAGAAAGUAGGUCAAAUGUUCUACUUCACCCAGAUAGACUUGUUUGGAAAUGAAGUUUGAUUAAACCGGAAAAACAUUGACAAUGUUUGUUUUAAUUGUAAUGCGAUUAUGGUCAUUUUCAUAACAUGAUAAUUUGAUUGUAAAGAUUAAAUGGUGUUUGUUAUACUUUGGACUAUAUUAUUUUACUCACACAAGACUGACAGACUGGGCGAACUGCAAAAUAAAAAUCUUUAUUAUGACAGUGUACUUAAAAAUUCAACAGGGGUAUUUUACUAUUUACACUCCUUGAAAGUGCCAAUAAAAUAAAAAGAUCAGUAUCAACACUAAUAACAAAAGAGUCAAUUAAGUGUGAUUUGUGAAACCCUUAAAAUUCAGCUAGGAUAAACACAGUGAAAUGUGCCA
Molecule: messenger RNA, 7546 nt
Organism: Monopterus albus (swamp eel)
Lineage: Eukaryota; Metazoa; Chordata; Actinopteri; Synbranchiformes; Synbranchidae
Gene: col4a2
Product: collagen, type IV, alpha 2
Exons: 57
Coding region: 311-6319 (2002 amino acids)
Biological process (GO): extracellular matrix organization
Cellular component (GO): collagen trimer
Molecular function (GO): extracellular matrix structural constituent conferring tensile strength
Source: RefSeq, a predicted model, not a curated record